Messenger RNA from Racocetra fulgida, 582 nucleotides. The record is from the annotation of a GenBank genome assembly. Lineage: Eukaryota; Fungi; Glomeromycota; Glomeromycetes; Diversisporales; Gigasporaceae.
AUGUUACCGAAGGUGUCAAAUGAAUACACAAGCAUUGGAUGUAACAGAUUUCCACAAGUCGCAGCUUGGGGAAAGGAUGGAACAAUUGCAUUUGGAGCUUAUAAUUAUGUGGCUCUAUAUUAUCCUGAGUGGGUAAAUUCGGCAAUUUUAGAAUCUCAUGGAGGCUCUGUAAAUACCCUUGGAGUAACUCGUGCAAAGUCGAUUAUUGUGGAUAAAGACCUAAUCAUAACUGGAUCUGCAGAUGGUGUUGUUAAAGUUUGGGAAAGGAGUAUUUGUGAUGAUGUUCAAGAUUCAGUAAAAUGCUUGCAAACAAUUGAUUUGGAAAGAAAGUAUCCUAUGGCCUUAGCCCUGUCGUAUUUACCAGAAUCAAAAAAUUCAACCAUUCAAGAACCAUAUAAAUUAAAGGAUGGUGAUUUAUUAUUAGCAAGCGCAUCGCAAGAUAAAUAUGUAAGAUUAUGGAGAGUCUCGUAUAAUGGUGAGGUUAGUAGUUCUUUGGAUAGUGAGGAAGUUUCAAACGGAAAAUCAAAGGAAAAAAAAAGUCUGAAAGAAUUGUUAGAAAAUCUUCCAGAUGAUACAAAGUAU